CUCAUCAUGCAUUACAUAUAUGUGUAAAAAUUUGACAUCAUUGUAUUAUCAUUGUAUUCUAACUUUAAUUUCUCUAUUGCAAAAUAUAAAUCAUAUCAUUUUUUAUAGCCUUCGACACAUAUGUUAGUUAUUUUUUUGUGUAUCCAUAUUGAGAUACGAACAUCUAGUUCAUGCAUGAUUCGUGGUAAAAGCGAGAGCGAGAAGCGAGAACAUGGAGCAUUUUUAGCAACUGAGAAAUGUCAGAGGUUUCAUUCAUGAUUGUUAUAACAUGCACAGUGUAGUACUAGUUUCCAAGAUUCUUUUACGAGCGUGAGAGAUAGAGUUAUGAUAAAAAUUAAGAUAUUAUGAAAGAAAAAUAAUAUAUAAGGAUUUAUUUAUCCAAUUAUAAUGGCUGCUUGGAUCAAUGUAACUUCAAAAUUAGAGCAAGGUUUAACAAUAGUAGCUCGACUGGAUAAUAAUAGCAAAUUCCGUCUUCUUGUCAACCAUAUAUGCCAGAGCUUGCAAUCUAGCAUUGAUACAAAGGUAUUCAAUGAGGAGGAGGAAGAAAAAUUGCUGGUUUCUUUAGAUCUAACAAAAGAUGAGUUAAUUCUCCUGUUAGAUACUAUUACAUCAAUUUACACGCAAGCUGCAUGUAAUGUUGUCAAACCAUCUCUCAUGGAAACAGUCAUGAAGGACAAUUUUAAGAUAGAUGAAGAGAAAAUAUCAAUCUUUACAAAUGCAUGGAUGACUUAUGGCAAAGGCAUUGUAGAAAAUCUUAGGCAAAAAUCUAUAUUUCCUACCCAGGUAAAAGAUAUCAAUUGGUGUCUAAAUGUUCAGUCAUCGUCCUCUGCAAUUUCCAAAGAUGCACGACCUGUAGCUUUACUUCAACUUGGUCUAACUGGUGAUAAGACAUCUACACUAACAGUGGAAUUUGACAAGAAACAGUUGACAGAUCUUUAUUAUAAUUUAGAGAAAAUUCAAACUCAGCUAGAUGCUCUAGAAACGAAAAUGUAAAUAUUUGAACUUAUGCAUGUUUAUUAUAAGCGAAUAAUGAUUUAUCAUACAAAAAUAUAUUUUCCAAUUUUUACAUAAUUUAUGUACAGAUUUAUUUAUAUGUAUUUACGUAUUUAUUUUCUUAUAUGCUAUAAUUAAAAAAUUAUAUCUAUACAGAUUUAUCAAACAAUUAAAAAAUUUAUAUAUA
Molecule: messenger RNA, 1180 nt
Organism: Formica exsecta
Lineage: Eukaryota; Metazoa; Arthropoda; Insecta; Hymenoptera; Formicidae
Product: COMM domain-containing protein 10-like
Exons: 3
Coding region: 388-993 (201 amino acids)
Source: RefSeq, a predicted model, not a curated record